Messenger RNA from Peromyscus maniculatus bairdii (prairie deer mouse), 10358 nucleotides. Lineage: Eukaryota; Metazoa; Chordata; Mammalia; Rodentia; Cricetidae. The record is from RefSeq and is a predicted model, not a curated record.
CCGACGUCUCAGUCCCAUUUUCCGUCCCACGGAGAGUGGUUGUGUCCCAGGGGCACGGCGCUUGGAGGCGUUCAGCUUGGGAUUUCCUAGCUGACGUGGCUUAUGUCGGGCAGGGGGCGGCCGGAGUAGCCCGUGGCGGCCACCUGCAGCAGCACCCGAGGAGGUCAGAAGGGAGCAUCAGAUCCUCUAGGAUUGGAGUUGCAGACAGUUGUUGGCGGCUGUGUGGGUGCUGAGCAGCGAACCCUGGGACCUGGAAAAGCAGCUGGUGCUCUUAACCUCUGAGCCGUACCGCGUUCCCAUUAGAUGCUGAGUCGAUUAACAGGAUUGGCGAAUAUUGUUAUUCAUGAAUUAUCAGGAAAUAGUGCUGACCAGAGCAUGACAGCUCGUUUAGAAGCUGAAUCUGAUAUGGAGUUAAAUAAUAGCAUAUCAGAGGAUGUUCUGGAACGCCUAUCUGAUGCGGAGAAGCUAGUGGUGGAGUUAAAAGAGAUCAUUCGGCAGAAAGACCUUCAACUCCUGCAGAAAGAUGAAGCUCUGCAGGAGGAACGAAAAGCUGCCGAUACCAAAAUGAAAAAAAUAAAACUGCUCUCGAAAGCGAAGAUCACGUCUUUGAAUAAACAUAUAGAAGAACUGAAAGCUCAAGGAGAGGCUGCUUCGCCUACGGAUCCCCAGGCAGUGGAGCGGCUCUCCGAGCAUGAUGCGAAUUCUACAGAUGAAGAAACGAAAGGAGAAGAGAUCAAACGUGAUCUCCAGGAGAAGGAGAAAUUAAUUAGUGAUUUGCAAGCCCAGCUUCACCAGGCACGGGCAGAACAAGCCUUGCAGCUGGAAAAGAGUUCUGCAGAGAUGGAGGAGUUUGUCCUGAUGAAGCAGCAACUCCAAGAAAAGGAAGAACUUAUUAAGACUUUGCAAACUCAGCUCAGCCAGACCCAGGCAGAGCAGGCUGCACAGUUGAGUUCCAUGCAGCAGGUGGUCCGAGAGAAAGACGCCCGCUUUGAAACACAGGUUCGUCUGCACGAAGAUGAGCUGCUUCAGUUAGUAACCCAGGCAGAUGUGGAGACAGAGAUGCAGCAGAAACUGAAGGUAAUGCAGAGGAAACUUGAGGAAAAUGAGGAAGCCUUGUUGGGCCGAGCUCAGGUUGUGGAUUUGCUGCAACAGGAGCUGACUUCAGCCGAACAGAGAAACCAGAAUCUUUCCCAGCAGUUACAGCAGCUGGAAGCUGAAAAUAGUACUUUAAAGAACACCAUGGAAACAGAGAGACAGGAGUCCAAGAUUCUGAUGGAAAAGGUCGAACUUGAAGUAGCAGAGAGAAAAUUAUCCUUCCAUAACCUGCAGGAAGAGAUGCAUCACCUUCAGGGACAGUUGGAGCAAGCUGGCCAAGCCCAGGCUGACCUGGAGACUCAGUAUAGUGCUCUCGAACAAAAGCAUAAAGCAGAAAUGGAAGAGAAGAAUGCUUAUAUCUCAAGUAUUCAGAAGACUGAGCAAGAGCUGCAGUCGGCCUGUGCUGCCCUGAAGGAGGAAAACUCGAUUCUGCUCCGAGAGAAGGAUGAACAGGCCACCGAAUCAUCCCGGGCCAUCCAGCAGGUGCAGUCUGCCUGUGAUGCCCUGAAGGAGGAAAACUCGGAGCUGCUCCGAGAGAAGGAUGAACAGGCUGUCGAGUCAGCCCAUGCCAUCCAGCAGCUGGAAGAUCAACUCCAGCAAAAAUCUAAAGAAAUUAGCCAAUUUGUAAAUAAACCAAACUUGCAAAAACAUGAAACAGCAUCUCAGACUUCUUUACCAGAUGCUUAUAAUGAGGGCAUACAGGCAGUCACGGAGGAGAAGAUUGCCUCUUUGCAGAAGAGAGUGGUGGAGCUAGAGAAUGAAAAGGGAGCCUUGCUCCAUGGCUCUGUGGAGCUGGAGGAGCUGAAAGCCAAGAAUGAAAAAUUGUCUUCUCGAAUUACUUUUCUGGAGGCUCAGAAUAGAGCAGGGGAGGCUGACGGUGCAGUCUGUGAGGUCAACACAGCUGGUGUUACCGUGGUCAGCAAGAGCAAUUCUUCUACCGAAGAAAGUGGACAAGAUGUCCUAGAGAACACAUUAUCUCAGAAACAUAAGGAACUAGCAGUUUUACUAGUGGAAAUGAAGGAAGCUCAUGACGAAAUCGCGUUUCUGAAGUCACAGCUGCAGGGCAAGAGGCCCGAUGGGGACCCUGAGGUCCUUGACCAGACGGAGGUGAAGCUGAUAGGGCGUGAAGGAGCACCUUCUGUGACAGCGGGAGACAUCCCCCUUGUGCCCAAUGAAGAGAGCGGCAUCCCAGGGGCUGCAAAAGAGGAACCGGCAAGCACCGAAGAUCAGCAUCCAACAUCUGAGGCAGGGUCUGCAAAUGACGCCGCAGUGGGAUUGAACUCCACAAAGCUGCAUGGUGUGGACAAAUCCCCCUCUCUCUCAGAUGCCUGUCAGUGUCACCAGGAUGAACUGGAAAGUCUCAAGUCAAAAAUUAUGGAGCUUGAGACAAGCCUUCAUAAGGCAGAAGAGAUGUCUAAGAUAAAUUUAGAUGAGAAAGCUAGGGAAAUUAGCAGCCUAACCCAGCUUGUGGAACAACUCAGGAAGAGCGCAGAGGAUGCCCACAGCGCGCUCACCACCGUGUCCGAGGAAAGAGACCAGCUUCUUUCUCGGGUGGAUGAGCUUAGUGUCUUAGCCGAGCUGAGGGCUCAGGUCCGAGAAUUGGAGGGCAGUCUGGCAACAGCAGAAAAGCAAAGAGCCCUGGACUACGAAAGCCAGAAGACUCAGCACAACCUGCUCACGGAACAGAUCCACAGCCUGACUAUAGAAGCCAAAUCAAAAAAUGUGAAAAUGGAAGCUCUCCAGAGGGAGCUGGAUGAUGUGCAGCUGCAGUGUUCUGAGCAGGCCACCCAGAUCAAGAGCCUGCAGAGCCAGCUGCAGACGAAGGAGACUGAGGUGCUCGAGGGGGCAGAGCACAUGAAGGCCAUCUCAAAGAAGAUGGAAGGGCUUUCACAGGCUCUUUCACAGAAGGAGCUAGAAAUAGCCAAAAUGGAGAGAGACAUGGAGACACUCCAGCAAACCAUCCAGGAGAAGGAACAGCAAGUGACAGACCUCAGCUACAGCAUGACAGAGAAAAUGGUCCAGCUUAAUGAAGAGAAGUUUUCUCUUGGGGUUGAAAUUAAGACCCUGAAGGAGCAGCUCAAUUCGUUGUCCAGAGCUGAGGAAGCAAAGAAGGGGCAGGCCCAAGAAAAUCAUGGCGUUGUUUCUAGUCCUGGUCAGGCCGUGUCAGGCCCGGCGGGGCUGAGUAAGGAGGAGCUUCAGCGGGAGCUGGAGCUCCUGAAGAAGGAGAGCGAUCAGAGGAAGCGGAAGCUCCAUGCUGCACUUCUUCACCGAAAGGAACUCCUCCAGAAAGUCAGCACGCUGGAGGAGGCGUUAGCCCAGGCGAGGGAGGAAUCGAGCAAAGAGGUGGCACGCGGGGUCGGUGAGAGGACGAAGCUGGAGGAAGACCGAGAGAACAAAGACGGACCGGAAAAAUGUGGAGCUUCUAAGUGUCGAGAACUAGAGGCUUCUUUAAAAGAGACGAUAGCCGAGAAAGAAGUCGAACUGGAGCGUGUCAGGAGAGAUUUGGAAGACAAGACGGCAGCGGGAGAACAACUGCAGGCUGUGGUCCAACAGAUGAGUCAGAACUUGCAAGAUCAGUCAAAGCAGAUAGAUUUGCUUCAAGCCGAGAUUGUUACAAAUGAAGCAACUAUCCAGAAACUGACCCCGGGAGCCCCGGAUGCUGGGGAUGGAGACUCGGCGGCACCUCUAAAAGAACCGGUGGUGAGCGGCCCGCCCAGUGCAGGCGAUGGAAAACACUGGAAGCCGGAACUAGAGGGGAAGAUAGCAGACCUUGAAAAAGAAAAGGAACAACUUGAAAAGAGGCUAUACAAAGCCUUAAGUUCCUAUAAGGCAAUUCUAAAAAAGGCACAAGAGAGAGAGAGACAUUUGAAGGACGAGCUCGGGAAACAGGAGGAUGCUAACAAUCACCUUCAGGAGCAGCUUACUGAGCAGAGUAAGGAAAAUGAGAACAUUGGGGGCCAGCUAAGGCAGCUUCAGACUAAAACAUCAGAAGAAGUACUCCUGUUACAAAAGGAGAUAAAUAAACAGGGCUUAGAAAUCCAGAAUUGGAAAGCAACAUCCCAUGAAGCCGAGGCCCACGCAGAAAGCCUACAGGAGGAACUGGAAAGGAGCCAAGUACAACUUGCUGGCCUGGAACAUCUGAAAACAUUACAGCCCAAACUAGAUGACCUGCAAGAGCACGUGCGCCAGAAGCAAGAAGAGGUCAGCUACCUUUCCGGACAGCUUGGUGAGAAGGAACAGACCCUCAGCAAAGUCCAGGCCGAGAUGGUGGAGCAGGAGCAUUUAAUCAAGGCUCUGCACACACAGCUGGAGAUGCAAGCCAAGGAGCACGAGGAGAGGCUGAAACAGUUCCAGGUGGAGCUGUGUGAGCUGAAGCAGAAGUCGGAGGAGGCUGGCGAAGAGGCCAAAGUAAAGCAACAGAUACAGAGGAAACUGCAGGCAGCCCUCAUCUCCCGCAAGGAGGCUCUGAAGGAAAACAAGAGUCUGCAAGAGGAACUGUCUUCAGCCAGAGCUGCCGUGGACCACCUGACCAAGUCUCUGGCGGAUGUGGAAAGCCAGGUUUCUGUUCAAAAAAAAGAGAAAGAGGCGUUCCUAGGAAAGUUAGCCCUCCUUCAGGAAGAAAGAGACAAGCUCAUUGUAGAGAUGGACAAGUCUUUGCUCGAAAAUCAGAACCUCGGCGGCUCCUGUGAAAGCCUGAAACGAGCUCUGGAGGGCCUUACCGAAGACAGGGAAAAGCUGGUGAGGGACCUGGAGAGCCUGAGAUGUUUGAAGAUGGCAGAGAGCACCGAGUGGCACGAGAAGCACCAGGAGCUGCAGAAGGAGUAUGAAGUUCUCCUGCAGUCCUACGAGAAUGUGAGCAACGAGGCCGAGAGGAUGCAGCACGUCGUCGAAGGCGUGAGGAAGGAGAAGCAAGAACUGUAUGGAAAGCUGAGAGGCAUGGAGGCAGGCAAGAGAGAGGCAGAGAAGCGGCUGCAAGACGCCGAACAAGAGAUGGAAGAGAUGAGAGAAAAGAUGAGAAAGUUCGCUAGGUCUAAACAACAGAAGAUCCUGGAGCUGGAGGAAGAAAACGAGCGGCUCAGAGCCGAGGCCCAGCCAGUAGAGGGCGCCAGAGAGAGCAUGGAAGCUCUUCUCUCUUCCAACUCGAGCCUGAAAGAGGACCUGGAAAAGGUCACUUCUGAGCACAAAACCCUUUCUAAGGAGUUUGAGGCUUUAAUGGCAGAGAGAGAGAUUUUGAGUGAAGAGAUUCGAGGUCUGAAACAUCAGGUAGAAGACGGCGUACUGAAACAAGCUAGCCUAGAGGACACUGAGAAAUCCGAUGAACAAAAGGAUGUCACGGAAGAGGUCAAACAAGCUAUGGUGGGCAAGUCUCAAGAGCAAGAGUCUCAGAGUGUGCAUGUUCAACUUGACGAUUCAGAGGGUAUUCUGUCAGUGAACAGUGCCGAGCCUGGCAUUAGUGAGACUUUCAGCUCCCACGAUGACAUCAGUAACUACCUCCAGCAACUUGAUCAGCUCAAGGGAAGAAUUGCUGAGUUAGAGGUGGAGAAACGGAGUGAUAGGGAGCUUAGCCAGACACUAGAAAAUGAGAAAAAUGCCCUCCUGAAUCAAAUAUCGGCAAAGGAUGGUGAACUCAAACUACUUGGGGAAGAAGUCACCAAAAUAAACAUGUUAAAUCAGCAAAUCCAAGAAGAACUUUCCAGAGUCACCAAGCUGAAAGAGAUGGCAGAGGAAGAAAAAGAUGACUUAGAAGAGAGGCUCAUGAAUCAGCUGGCAGAACUUAAUGGGAGCAUUGGGAAUUACUAUCAGGAUGUUACGGAUGCCCAAAUAAAAAACGAGCAAUUAGAAUGUGAAAUGCAGAACCUUAAAAAGUGCAUGAGUAAUUUAAAAAAGGAAAAUCAGCAACUGGUCAAGGAAAAAACCAAGGUGGAGUCAGAAAUCCGAAAGGAGUACUUAGAGAAGAUACAAGGGGCCCAGAAAGAACCUGGCAAUAAGAUCCAUGCGAAGGAGCUCCAGGAGCUGUUGAAGGAAAAGCAGCAGGAGGUAAGGCAGCUGCAGAAGGACUGCAUCCGGUACCAGGAGCGAAUCAGUGCUCUAGAGAAGACAGUCAAGGCUCUGGAGUUUGUCCAGACAGAAUCCCAGAAGGAUUUGGACGCGACCAAAGGAAAUCUGGCGCAAGCCGUUGAGCACCACCGAACGGCACAAGCGGAGUUAUCCAGCAUCAAAGUGCUGCUCGAUGACACACAGAGCGAAGCCGCGCGAGUGCUGGCGGACAACCUCAAACUGAAAAAGGAGCUUCAGUCCAACAAAGAAGCCGUGAAAAGCCAGAUGAAACAAAAAGAUGACGAGCUGGCGCGAAGACUGGAGCAGGCCGAGGAAAGACACCUGGAAGAGAAGAAGAGCAUGCAGGAGAAACUGGAUGCUUUGCACGGGGAAAAGGCCCACGUGGAAGAGAUGCUUGUAGAGAUGCAGGCCACGCUGUCCAGGAAAGACCAGGACAUGAAGCAGCUGCAGGAAGGCCUGGACAGCACCGUGGCCCAGCUCGCGGCCUUUACUAAGAGCAUGUCCUCCCUCCAGGAUGACCGCGACAGGGUGAUCGAUGAAGCCAAAAAAUGGGAACGCAAGUUUGGUGAUGCCAUUCUCACCAAGGAAGAAGAGAUCAGACUCAAAGAGGAGAACUGCAUUACUCUAAAGGACCAGCUUCAACAAAUGACCAUCCAUACAGAGGAACUGAAGAUCAAUAUCUCCAGGCUUGAACAUGAUAAAGAAAUGUGGGAGUCCAAGGCCCAGACAGAGCUCCAGGAUCAACAGAAAUUUUGUGAUACCCUGCAGAGGGACAACAAAAACCUUAUGUCCCAAUUAGAAGAGACUCGGCAGCUGUACCACAAUUCUUUGAAUGAAUUAGCUAAGCUGGAGUCAGAACUUAAACAUCUCAACGACAAGUCAACUGACUUAAAUAGCUCUCUAGAAAAAUGUAGAGAACAUAAAGAAAAUUUGGAAGGGAUCAUAAAGCAGCAAGAAGCUGAUAUCCAGAAUUGUAAGUUCAGUUAUGAACAACUCGAGACUGAUCUAAAGGCCUCCAGAGAGCUGACCAGAAGGUUGGAUGAUGAAAUCAAGACCAAGGAGCAGAAGAUUAUAAGCCUGCUUUCCAGCAAGGAUGAGGCGAUCCAAGUCGCUGUUGCUGAACUGCAGCAGCAGCACCAGAAAGAGAUCAAGGAAUUAGAAAACCUCUUGUCCCAGGAGGAAGAGGAGAAUGUUGCCUUAGAAGAAGAAAACAAGAAGGCUAUUGAGAAAACCAAUCAACUUAUGGAAACUCUGGGAAACGUGAAAAAAGAGAACCUUGACCAGAAGGCACACCUCGAUUCUUUUAUUAAAUCUAUGUCCUCUCUUCAGAAUGACCGAGACCGUAUACUAAGUGACUAUCAGCAGCUGGAAGAUCGACAUCUUUCUGUCAUCUUAGAAAAAGACCAACUCAUCCAAGAUGCUGCUGCUGAGAAUAAUAAAUUGAAGGAAGAGAUUCGAGGGUUGAGGAGUCAUCUGGAUGACCUCAAUUCCGAGAAUGCCAAGCUGGAUGCUGAGCUGAUCCAGUAUAGGCAAGACCUGAAUGAAGUGAUAUCCAUAAAGGACUGUCAGCAGAAGCAACUCCUUGAGGCUCAACUCCAGAAAAAUCAGGAGUUGAAAAAUGAAUGUACAAAAUUGGAAGAGAAGCUGAAGGGGUCAGAAGAAGCCAGGCAAAUCCUGCAGAGGUCCUCUGAAGCCCUCCAAGAGGAGAAACGUGCUUUGUCUACAGAGGUUGAAGGCUUGAAGAGACACGUGGCGGCCUUGCAGGAAGAAGGGACCCUCGGUGCCCAGCUGAAAGUGAAAGAGGAGGAGGUUCAGAGGUUAAAUGUGGCGCUCUCCUCCUACCAGAAGAGAACUGCAGACCUGGAGGAGGAGCUCAUUUGUGUCCAGAAGGAAGCGACCCAGAAGGUCAGUGAGAUCGAGGACAAGCUGAAGAAGGAACUGAAGCAUCUCCAUCAUGAUGCAGGGAUCAUGCGAAAUGAAACAGAAACAGCAGAAGAGAGGGUGGCAGAGCUGGCCAGGGACCUGGUCGAGAUGGAGCAGAAGCUACUCACGGUAACCAAAGAGAAUCAAGAUCUCACGGCCCAGAUUCAGUCUUUCAGAGGGUCAAUGAGUUCCUUGCAGGACAGCAGAGAUCAUGCCACCGAGGAGCUUGGUGAUCUGAAAAAGAAGUAUGAUGCCAGUCUGAAGGAGCUGGCCCAGCUAAAAGAGCAAACGGACUUAAGCAGAGAGAGUGACAUUCUUCCCCAGGCUGCCUUGCCCCUAACCACCACGGAGAACAGCCUGCCCCGCCUUGAGAAACUUGACCAGCAGCUCAUAUCCAAAGACCAACAGUUACUUAGUUUAUCUUCCCAACUAGAAGAGUCUCACAACAAGAUGCAGACCUUUUCCAAGGCUAUGACAAGUUUACAGCAUGAGAGAGAUCACCUGUGGAAUGAGCUGGAGAAAUUCCGGAAGUCGGAGGAAGGGAAGCAGAGGGCUGUAGCUCCUUCACCUGCCUCCAGCCCAGCUGAAAUGCAGAGCUUGAAAAAAGCUAUGUCUUCUCUCCAGAAUGACAGAGAUCGAUUACUGCAGGAACUGAAGAAUCUGCAGCAGCAGUACUUGCAGAUGAACGAAGAGGUCGUGGAGUUACGUCCACUGAAGGCUCAGCUUGAGGAGCAUCAAGAGCAGACAAAAUCCCUGCAGACGAUGAACGAGCAGUUCAGGCAAGAAAAGCUCGCCUGGCAGCAUGAGCUGCAUCAGCUCAGAAUGGAGAAGAAUGCCUGGGAACAUCAUGAGAGAAGGAUGAAAGAACACAAUAUUAUGGCCUUCUCAGAUAACAAUCAGCAGAAUCUCCCGAGGCCUUCCUCGCAACCUCAGAUCCUCCCCUCACAGCACCAAAGACAGGCGUCCCCAGAGACGUCAGAUCCCCUCGAUGGGUCACAAAACUUCAUUUAUGAGACUGAACUUCUCAGGACUCAGCUCAAUGACAGCUUAAAGGAAAUUCACCAGAAGGAAAUAAGAAUCGAGCAGCUGAACAGCAAGUUCUCUCAGCUGCUCGAGGAGAAGAAUACCCUCGCCAUCCAGCUCAGUGACACCAGCCAGAGCCUCCGGGAGAACCAGCACCACUACAGUGAACUCUUCAAACACUGUGCUGUCCUGGAGAAGCAGGUGCAGGAGCUGCAGGCGGGGUCACCAACGGUAGAUGUUGCUCCAGGAGCACCGCAAGGAAAGAAUCGAACUUGUAAGAAGAGUAAUCCUGAGGCCACAAGGGAGCCACAGCCAAGUUUUUCCAAGGCCCAGGAGCAGCUGUGCAGCACCAAGCAAGAAGUGAAGGAGUUAAAGAAGCUGCUGGAAGAAGAACGCGACCAAAGACUGGCCGCUGAAAGCGCACUCUCCCUGGCCGAGGAGCAGAUCAGACGGUUGGAGCAGAGUGAAUGGGAAUCGGCCCGGACUCCUAUCAUUGGCGCCUGUGGCUCUCAGGAGACGUCUGUGUUAAUAGAUAUCCCAGACAGCAGCUAUCGAAGGACCCGGAGUGGUGUCGGAUGGAAGCGGGUUCUGCGUUCACUGUGCCAUUCCCGGACCCGAGCGCCGCUGCUUGCAGCCAUCUACUUCCUGAUGGUUCACGUCAUUCUCAUCCUGUGUCUCACAGGUUACCUGUGAACUUGACUUCAGAACGUUUCAUUCCUUCGCAACUAAUCAGAAUUCUUAGUUCCAUUACAACCUUCCCACCCUGAACCCACCCUUACCUCCUUGGAAAGUUCCUGUAACAACAAAGGCGGCUCUGAGAACAAUUUGGAGCUGCAGGCCCGGUGUGUCCUAUUUUCUGGAUGUGCCAACACAGGGGUCCGGAGACCUUGCGGGAGCAUCACCGCUUCUAGCCUCGAGAACUUGAGCUACCACACUGCUGUGCGGGUGUGAGUUAUUCCAUCUUCAACACCAUUGUCACCUGCCUCUGGGAACAGGGCUGAGGCAAUGGAAAGAGAAGGCCAAGCACCCGAAUCCAGACCUGACAGCAGGAUCACGAGUGGCUCCCGCUGUACCUCUCUCUUCUGUCAGCCACCGGUUUUCUCAUUAUGGACAUGAUGUAUUCCCUUCCUGGGCCGAUCAUCUGAAGAAGAAAGACUGAUGGGCUCAUCAGAUCUUUGUUCCAUGGUGAUUAAAUUUUAGUCACAACAUCCUAAGAACUUUCCUGAACUACUGUAAAAUAAUAAAAAUUAUUUUCAGAA